UAUGCGCAUGCGCCUUGCAGCCCAUUUAAAAAGGCUUCUUGGUGGAAGCUUGUGGAGUCGUCCUCCUUGCUACAUCAUCUACUGUACCACAAUGUCCAAACCAAAGUUUCAGACGGAGUGGGAGGAAAUCGACGAGGAACACCAACAAUUAAAGGAAACUCACAAAAUUUACAGACAAAAACUUGAGGAGCUCACCAAUCUUCAGACAACAUGCAGUAGUGCCAUCAGUAAACAGAGAAAAUGCCUAAAACACCUAAGGCACAGUUUGAGCAAGUGUUCGCAAACAUGUGACGAGGAAGAUUUGAAACGAAUAACUGAUAUCAAAACACAAAUCAAAGAGAAAGAAAAUGUGUUUUUUGAUAUGGAAGCAUAUUUGCCAAAGAAAAACGGGCUGUACCUGAAUUUGGUCCUGGGCAACGUGAACGUAACUCUUCUCAGCAACCAGGCGAAAUUUGCCUAUAAAGGAGAGUAUGAGAAGUUCAAGCUUUACAUGACUAUAAUCCUGAUGUUUGGAGCAAUAACCUGCCUCUUCUUUCUCAACUAUCGAGUCACUGAUGAAAUCUUCAACUUUUUGCUGGUGUGGUACUACUGCACAUUGACCAUAAGGGAAAGCAUCCUCAUGAGCAAUGGCUCCAGGAUUUCAGGUUGGUGGGUGUCCCACCAUUAUGUAUCCACCUUUCUGUCCGGUGUGAUGCUCACCUGGCCAGAGGGACCCAUGUAUCAGAUGUUCAGAAGCCAGUUCCUCGCGUUCUGCAUUUAUCAGAGCUUUCUUCAGUACCUCCAGUAUUACUACCAGAGCGGCUGCUUAUACAGGUUGCGAGCUUUGGGAGAGAGAAAUCCGCUGGACCUCACAGUGGAGGGAUUUCAGUCGUGGAUGUGGAGAGGCCUCACUUUUCUUUUGCCAUUCCUCUUUUUUGGCCAUUUUUGGCAGCUCUACAACUCCCUGACCCUGUUUCGCUUGGGAAGACACGAGGACUGUAAGGAGUGGCAGACUUCAAGGUCAACUACUUAAAAAAGCAUAAACCUGAUACUUGACUGCCCUUCAACUUCAGAAACAACUCCUCCUUUUCCUGAGUCAGUGGCAGCUUUUUGUUUUUUGUUUCUCAAAAGAGAAAGAACUACAAGAGAAUUGAACACUGUUUCUUUCUCCCUUCAGUGUUUACAAAAAGCCAUAACUGUUAAUUCUUUAUGAUCUCACACCUACACUUUGUAAUCUGGCUGCUACAUGAACACAUUUAAACGUGUCCUGUCUCUACAGAAAACACUUGUUCCCAGUGAGGUUUAAAUCGUGUUUCCAUGUGAACUACAUGUUUAUGUUCUCAUUAACAUAAUGCUAACACCUUUUAAUACAUCGUUUUAUCAUCUUUCACUAAUGGUCUAACUCUUCCUACGAGCUUAUCAAACAUUUUAUCACGAAGCCAUGCACCGAGAUGCAUCAUUACUGCGCUGAAACAAACCACAUGCCGGUAGUUCCCAUCUUGUUGUGUGACGUUGAAGAAAUGUAUUCUGAUCAAAUGCUGCUAUUAGUGCCGGUAUUGUGAGACUAAGAUACAGAAUGAUGAUGAAAAACAAAAAAAAGUGCUGGAUUGUUAAUCGAAUUCCAAUUAACAUAACUAAAUGAAAUAUUUGUAUGAAUUAAUUCAUGGUAAAACUUGGAGCUUAUGUUCUCGUUCACUGUCGUGUUUUCUGGUUCCUGUUUCAUGUGUAAAAGUUUCAGCAAUGUCGGGUCUCUAAUGCCUUAUUUUCCCUCCAGCCUGUUACAGCAAAAGAAUAUUCAUUUUAUUUUUGAAAAAUCCAAAGAUGGUAGUUUUGUUUGUUUGUUUUUGUUUUUUUUGUUUUUAUAAAUGGCAUUUCCCUGAAGGCAACCAUGCUGAAGAGAAUCUAAAUAUUGAUGCAUCACAUUUAUUGAGGGGAAAUUGGAGCAUGUUAAAUUACAGACCAAAAUGUUCCAUUUGAUGUGCGAGCUGCCAGAAUGCACAAAACAACUUGAUUUCCUCAUUUUUAUGAUGUAGCUGAUGUUAAACAAUGGGUUUUGUUUUUUUUAUCGUUCAUUUCAACACUGUAGCUGGUGCCUGAGUGGGAUCAGCGAUGAGACGGUUAAGUUUCUCGAUCUGUGUACAUUGUUGUAAAACAAUAUAUUAAUAAUUAAACACCUUAUGAACAA
Molecule: messenger RNA, 2164 nt
Organism: Cottoperca gobio
Lineage: Eukaryota; Metazoa; Chordata; Actinopteri; Perciformes; Bovichtidae
Gene: tmem120b
Product: transmembrane protein 120B
Exons: 12
Coding region: 2-1012 (336 amino acids)
Biological process (GO): fat cell differentiation
Cellular component (GO): membrane
Source: RefSeq, a predicted model, not a curated record